GAGGAGGGGGACAGGUGAGGUCAGGUGUUCAGACUGGAACAGUCAGGUGAUAAAGCUACUGUCAUAUGGACAGGAAGAACAACAUCAUUUGAUCCAAGAGGAUCACUGAACACUGACUGGAUAUAUUCACUUAUAUUUCUACAUCCACCUGCUUGGCUUGAAGCUCCACCUGUAAUCAGACUCAACCCCCUUCAGCUGGGACCAUCGCUUUGUAACCAUGACCACCAGGUGAUAAGCUCACCUGGCUGCAGAGGGGAAGUUUUCUUCAACAAAGAGAGAAACAGUUCUGUUUUCUGUUCCUGAUUCAACAUGAAAACUGUUGCUUUCAUUAUCAGGUGAGUAGAAUUUACCGUCUCACCUGCACAGGUAAAACAAACGUCUCACCUGGACAACUAAAAAAUGCUUUUUUUCCUAGGCUCGUCUUUCUCUGCUACAAGUUCACAGAGGGAACAACAGCCGCAGGUCACCUGGAAGGUAAACUGGUUUCUUAACAGUCUCUGCUGGUAAUCUUAAGGUUCUUAAUACAAACCACAGACACUGAAACCUGACUCGAGUUCCUUGGUUUCCUCUGACCUGCUGAAUGAUACUCAUGUCCUGUCAGGAUUCGUGGAGGCUGAUGUUCAGUCGGAGUGUCGGGACCGUUACCUGUGGAUCCAGGUGGCCUCGGUACAAACGCCUCGCUUCGAGGCCGUAGGUCGGUUCUUCCUGUUAUGAUGAUCAAACUUCAGGCUGCCUGUAAUGGUUUGGUGUAGCACAGAUAACACUGUAACGUCCUGGUGUAGAUGGAAAUGGAGUCCACUCCAUCAGUGAGCAGCUCGCCUCGCGUUGUGGUUACACCAUCAGCACCUUCAAGAUGGACGGCUUCACCACCUUCAGAGCUUCAUACUACUCCUGCUUCACCCACAACCAGGUAACUUCACCUGACCCACAACCAGGUAGCUCCACUUUGUUAUUUCUGGUCAUCCCAAAGACUGACUGCAGCUGUUCUGAGGCUUUGUGUAUGUGUUUUUUCCAGAAUGACGAGGUGUUCACCUUCAGAUUUAAUGUGAUUGUGAGCGGUGGGGGUGGGUGGAUCAGCCGACCUGUCUCUGCAGUCUGUUCUGGUCUGAUCUGGACCCACAGAGAGAUUAUCUGUGAGGAAGACUACAUGGAGGUCAGAAUACCUUCCACCACUUGAGGUUGUGUCUAAAAUGGGAAACCUGAUCGACAUGUCAGACUGACUGUGUUUUAAAUGUGGUGCCAUGGUGUUGAACAGGUGAAUGUGAACAGAGAGUUUUCAUGUGGAGGUCAACGGGGGGAGGGCGGACAGGUGUGGCAGGCGGUGUUGUCUCAGGUAAGAUCACACCAAUGCAUAUUGAAGUAAACAUCAACUGAGGACAGGAGCACACUGUGGUUUUUAUGAUAUUUCUACCUGUGCCGGUCAGACUAAUGUUAUCUGUAAGCACCAAGCUACCGAAACAAAACCCAGGCUGGAAUCUGAAUGCUUGGUAUCUAAAGUUUUGCCGGUGUGUUUGGUUGGUGGUGUUCAGGCUCAGAAGACGGCAGGUACGGCCUGGCAGCUGAUGUUCCUGCAGAGUGAUGGACAGGUGUCCUCCAUGUCCAUUAGUGAGGCCCAGACACAGGGCUACAGCCUGACCACCACCACCCAGAGGAUGGUGCUUCGAUCCCAGUACAAACAGCUGCACGCCAAGGUCAUAAUGGUGGGUAGCUAUAUUAGCAGACACCAGUCACAGUUUUAGAACCCUCCCUGGUGGUGUGUCAAUUACACUUCAAGGCUUUUGUCAUUUGCAUCGUGACAGGUUUAUUGUCAUCGUCUGCAAGGCUGCAUUAUGAAACUCUCUGUGGAGAUUAAUUCAAGUUUUUUUUUUUUUUUUUUUUUUUUUUUUUUUACAAUAUAAUCCUCUUCAAAGUAUAUUUCUGAAUGGUUCUUAACAGUACUCCAAUUGAGAACCCUCAUAUUGUAGGUCUGUCUAACUAUCAUAAUGUAUAACAGAAAAGUUCAAAAUAUUAUUAUAUUCUGUUCAUGUGUCAAUACACAUGUCGUCAAAAAAGAGUCUAUACCAUCCCAAGACAAGUUCUAUGAAGUACACAGGAAGCCUAUGUGAGGCCCUUUGUGGACUGAUUUACAGAUUCUGACAGUUCUUGGCACUUUGAGAAUUUCAAUUUAGUCCACAUGUCUGCAAGUUAUUGAGAGGGUCACCUGGGUUGUUGUUUUUGUUGUUGUUUACAGUAAUAUUCAGAACAAACUUAUUAACAUCUAAAUAAGUCACUGAUUUAUUGCUAACUCUCACCCUGGAGAGUGAGCAUUUAAUUUCCCCAUCUGUCAUGCGUGUCUGGAAGUCAUAAUGAAAUGUUAUCGUCAGGUGGAUGGUGUCCCUGUGGAGGUCGUCCAAGUUUCCCUGCUCUUCAAGAGAAAGCGGAUGGUGGCGAUGAUCGACAUGUCCAUGGCCUGCACAGUCAAUUCAGGUUCUUUUGACGGUGCCUGGCUGCUCUGGGAUGUCCCCUGGAUCAUGAACCCUCUGGUUGAAGAGGCUGUGAGAUUUGAGAGUCAGAACCUCAGUGUUGGGGUGGAAGGUGUACUGCUGGACGAACCCACCGCCACCACCAGAGGAUUCAGUCUGGUCCAACAAGGAAGACUAGUCCAGAUCAGGGUUCCUUUAGGGGCAGAGGGUGGCUACCGGAAGGUACAGUCCUUCUUCAGACAGGAAGUUUUGACAAAGAUGUUGUUUUAUUCCAAGUGACAUGUAUAUGCAAAGUGAGGACUGAAGUCAGUGUAAAGUCUGCAUCUAGCUGUCAGUUUCUUCUUCCUGCAGAGUUUUGUGGUGAACAACAUGUACAAGGAGUUGUACGUGAUCUUCCUACUGUAUGAACACGUCUUCUCUCUGCUGCAUGAAGACAGCAGCAGCAUCAACACCAGACACCGAAUGCUCAGAGUGCUCGACACGCCGCCGCUGUGCCGUCCACCCUUCAGUCUCGACCGUAAGUCUCUCAGUUCACUGACUGUUUACAGAGCAAUAAAGGUCAUGGGCUGCUUCUAACCAACACAUCAUACAAAACAGUUGCAAUGUUUCUGUUGUGAAGGACCAGUCAUCCUACUCCCUGAUCUCUCUCUACAACUUAUAAAUGAAUGAUGAUGUAUUCAAAUGUCUUAUCUGCCAGUGUUCUGUAUCAGAAUCUUUCUCAUUCUGUCCGGAAACAUUUUCUGACUUGUGUUUACUCCUGUAGAGACCAUCAGUGAUGACCAGGUGUUCAGCAUCUACCUGGGAAACAUUCCUGCUGAUGUCAUUUUAGAGGAAGUGUGGAUCAACAGGAAGCAGCUGAUGAUGGCAGAGAGUGUUGAACGAGCCAUUAGCAUCAGUCCUGUUGUUCACGUUAAUGGCAGCCGAGCCUAUGAGCUCCGACUGCCCUUCGAGGACGCCGCUGUCCACUGGAUGGUGAGGACUCCACAGAACGAGGACCACCUGCUGGCCUGUUUGUGGUAGUUGUGGUUACUGUUGUAUUUCUUGUAGUGACUGAGAAGACGAUAUAUUUCUUCACCAAAACUUAAUAUAAAUGUUAUUAGAAGUGUGUUCUGCUGUGACCUCUCUGACACCUGUGUUCUCCAACAGUACCUGGGUGGAGGAGUAGUGCAGUACUCCAUAGAUAUAAACUUCACUUUAACCAUCAUGCCCCAGGGAGACUCCUACUACCACCACACAUUAAUCACAGCACAAGUAUUCAACGCAUGUACGUACAUUGUUUCCUGGUCUUUGCUGCUUAGAAAUAAGUUUCACCCUUCAGUCAGACUACAACAUGUAAAACCAUCAGUACGAUCUAGUUUGAAAUUUUGACUUUCUUGAAGUCCCUCCUGAGAUCACAGCUCAGUGUUCAGACAGAGGAAUCACCUUCAGCCUGGUCCGACCGCCUCGAGCCGAGAGUCUCUGGGAGGUGGGUGUCGACCACGAGCCUCUGACAUCGCAGCUAGCGGCUCAGAGAGGGUACCGCCUUCACCAUGACACCCACAAAACCAACCUAGAAGUCCCUGUGUUCUCCAUCGGAUACACAUACGAAGUAAGUCCACAAAGCAUGAUGGCCCACUACAGACAGGUAGUCCGGAAAUCACCGCCACCGGAAUUUUCAAUGCAAUUCAAGGGAUUUGAAUUUCAAUGUUAAUGUAAAUAUAGCUGUGCUCCUUUUAAUCAUUUCAAUAUGUUGGAUGUUUUAUAAACUAAACAUUUUAUCAGAAUGUAAAACUAAACUAAUCAACAAUGAAAAUGUUGAGUGUUGCAGCCCUAUAGCCAACACUCGCGCUUUUUUUUUUUUUUUUCUUUUCUUUUUCUCCUUCUCUCUAGGGGAUCAACCUGUCAGAUUUUUAUGGAACAUUUAAGCUUCUUCUGAGAGACUCCAAAACUCUGGAGGUCCAGACCUCCACCUCAAAACGCUGCCUCUUCAAAACAGAGGACAUGAUAGUCUGUUCUGCAGACGGGACCAUGACGGUGGUAAUGACUCCAACAGCCACCUGGCCCACAGUGCGCCCUGAAAGAACCAGUUUACUGGACCGCACAUGUGGACCCAAACAGGCUGACAGAUCCAGAGUCCUGUUUGAGUUCAAGGUGGAUUCCUGUGGCACGAGAGCGAUGGUUGGGGAGUCGUACAUGGUUUAUGAGAACGAGAUCCUCCAUGACAGACAGCUGAUCGCAGAUGGACCAAACUUGAUCACCAGGGAAUCUCAGUUCAAGUUGACUGUUAGGUGCUUCUAUCCACUGAGUGGAGUCAACAGACUUACUGUGGACAGGACCUUCAGAUCAGAGACUCCUGGGUAUGGUUCAGUCAAAGUCUUUGAGAGCCUUGAAGAUUCAGCAAGUAAAGUCCCUGCUCAUGAGUGCUCGCAUCAGGUUUCUAGAAAUGCCAUCAAUACCCCAACUAACCACAUCCACCAAACCCACCAAAUCCCUUCAGCAGGUGGAGUCUUCUCUCACCCUGGCAUCCGGCCUCGGCCCAAACCUGGACCCAGCCGCUUCAUUACAGUACCAGGGCGACACAACAAGCUGGCAUCCUCCUCCCACGACCAACAAACUUUUUCAAUCCUGAAUCUUUCUGCUGAACCUCAAACUGUUAGUACCCACCAAGUCCCUCAGCAGGUUUCAUCUCUCUCUGGUCCUCUCAUGUCCCUGGCAGAGGACCAAAAUUUAUUAAGAUAUAACCAGUUGCAAGACGGCAUUAAGCUUUCAAACCUCAACACACCAAGCCUGGACUUUGUAGAAGAGAGAGGUGAACAUUCAGGAUCAAGAGAUGACAUCCCUGCCUUGGUCUUGGAUUCUUUUAGCAGGACUCCUGGUCCUGUGGUUGCUGAACAAUUGGAAAGUAGUUGGGGGAGCUCGGGCCAAACUGUGACACUUCCAAGUCUGAACACUUUAAAUACCCAGCACUCUGGCCAGAUAUUGUACCAGUCUACUCUUGGCCAAAAUGGAAUCGUUAAGCUAAAUCAAGACGUGCAGAAUCUGAAAGUCGAUCUUAGUCUUGACAUACAAGAGCUGAACCAGCAACAUGAGACUAAGCAACCUUUGAACUCUCAGGGGUCUUUUGGUGGUGCAAUGGUAAACAUGGAGGAGAGGCCUGUCUACCAGCCUCAAAGUCAGUAUGAUCCUUCUCAAGCCUCCCAACUUCGCCCAGUCCUUCAACCACCAGCUCAGUACAGCCCAGACCACAUCAGCACAAUCAGUGGCAAACUACACCUGCCCAGCAGAGACAAGAAAGAUGUUCCUACUGAUACCAAACACAAAAAUACUGUCACUGACUCGUCUGAAGAAACUCUGGAAUCUGUCAGCAAUGAAGCAGCAUCUACUGCAACCAGCUGGGUUGACCAAAAGCUGAAAAGAACUGGGUCCAUUGAAAGGAGGAACAUUGAGACGGUUCAGUCUGGAGUACAGAACAUCAGAGUCAAACCUCUGAGCAAAUUAGUGUCUUCUGGACAUCAGACAAACCAGAAACCUGUUGUCAAACAAGAAAACUCACAAAUCUCUAAUCCGUCCCAGUAUGGCACUGGUAUGACAGCUGUCAGCAGUGAUGGGAACCACUGGACCUCCCUACAGCUUCAAGACCACAAAAGUUCAAACACAAGACAGGAACAAACAGGCUUUCAAAAACUAAAGCAGGGACAAGGUGUUCACAGUGUCCGAGUCAAACUGCAUCAGUCUGCAGUGAUCCAGCUCACUGAUCUAUCCCCAAACCAGCAGGGACAUCAGCAGAAACUGGUCCAGUCCAUGGCUGAGAUGGGAAACAGUGGGGGACAGGAAUCUCUAGGAAACAUCUCUCAACCAACAGGUGCGUCUCACAUGCAUCUCCAGGUUGAUGACCAGUCCAGAGUGCAGAACCUCCAGAACCCUGACUUUGUCAUCAGAGGAGGAACCAGCAGGACGACCGAUCUCAGAGAAGAUAAACCAACUGAUCCCAUCACAUCGAGUCAUGAGGGCCUGAAUCCCACUGCAGGAGGAGCUGGGUUUACUGGUUCUCACACAAGUCUUAAUGGUUCUGGUGCUCCAGGUUCAGGCCUGAAGAUCCACAGCAGGUCAGACUGUGGCAGUCAGUAUGGAUCCAGUGUUCACCAAGGCAUCAUGAGAGGUAACACCUUCAACAUUCAGAUCUCUGUUCAUGAUAAUGAACUUUGCUCAGGUCAGAAACAGAGGGACCAACAGACUCAAGUCUGGUUUAGAAACUUGGUAGCCAGAAAAUGUUUGACUAUUUUGGAGAAAAAUAAAACCCUUUUUUUCAUUGUUUUCAAAAAUGUUCAGACUGAGACGGGUCAAGAUUAAACUUGUUGUACUGUACAAAUUGUUUCUUUCAUAGCACUUAGCAAACAUUUACACUGGUCCCACUGAUGAACAAAACAUUUCAAAAUGAAAAUAGAUAGAUAAAAUGCUGUCUUAUUUCUGAGGGUGUAACUGUUGUUUGUCUUUUCCUUUCAGGUAAACAGUUUAGCUGAUGAAGACCAGAAACAAACAGCUUCUGUCUGCAGUUUGAUUCAAUAAAGGUUCAGUUUGUUCAUUCA
Messenger RNA from Seriola aureovittata, 7027 nucleotides. RefSeq lists its product as uncharacterized. The transcript has 7 exons. The record is from RefSeq and is a predicted model, not a curated record. The coding region runs from base 4443 to 6791 and encodes 782 amino acids. NCBI's taxonomy places the organism in Eukaryota, Metazoa, Chordata, Actinopteri, Carangiformes, Carangidae.